Messenger RNA from Scomber japonicus (chub mackerel), 934 nucleotides. It is a transcript of the gene nudt2, whose product is annotated as nudix (nucleoside diphosphate linked moiety X)-type motif 2. The record is from RefSeq and is a predicted model, not a curated record. Gene Ontology annotation, molecular function: bis(5'-nucleosyl)-tetraphosphatase (asymmetrical) activity. Gene Ontology annotation, biological process: ATP biosynthetic process; AMP biosynthetic process. Lineage: Eukaryota; Metazoa; Chordata; Actinopteri; Scombriformes; Scombridae. The transcript has 3 exons. Bases 63 to 512 code for a protein of 149 amino acids.
UACUCUCUGCUGGUCAAACUGUUUCCAGUCAAAUCUUUGUCUCAGAUUGCAGUAAACCAAAGAUGACACUGCGUGCCUGUGGCUUCAUCGUGUUUCGUCGCCUCUUGAACAAUGUUCCUCCACCAGAUAACAUCGAGUACCUCCUCUUGCAGACCUCUUAUGGGGAGCACCACUGGACCCCACCUAAAGGUCAUGUGGACCCUGGUGAGGAUGACCUCACCACAGCUCUAAGAGAGACCAAGGAGGAGGCUGGUCUGGGGGCAGAGCACUUGAGGGUGAUUGACGACUUUGUGCACAAGCUGCACUACGAGGUGCGAGGCAAACCCAAGGAUGUGCUGUACUGGCUGGCUGAACUGAGAGACCCUGGGACAGUGGUGACUUUAUCUGAGGAGCACCAGGAUUACCGCUGGGCCAAGCUGGAGGAUGCCUGCACUCUGGCCCAGUACAAAGACCUGCAGGACACACUGAGAGCGGCACAGAGACACUUAGAGGCUCGGCAGGACAAACAGUGAUACGGCAGAGCGUUAGACUGUGCAGACAGGAUGAUUUUACAAAGGGAUGAACUGUCAUGUCAAGCUCUUCAUGUGAUUGUUAAUGCUGAGUCAGUUUUUAAAUACUGUUAGUCUCUGUUUAAAGUACUUUGUCUUCCUUGCAGUGCUCAAUAAGGAGGAGCAAGCUGCAUACACUGUAGAUUCACUUUUAUCAAAGGUGAGAAUGCAGAAAAUGAACCAGUGAUUCAAUCAGUGUCUUUGAAUCUUCCAAAUCAUAUAUAAGAGGAUUAAAUACAUUAAUGUCACUGAUUUGAAUGUAAAUGAACUAAAACACAAACUGAGUAAAGGCGAAACAAUCAAAGAGGCACUUCUUGUUGUAUUACGAGAGUUCUGCUAGAAGCCAGUAAGACACAGUUUGAAUAAAAUAUAUAUCAAAUAACAUG